Molecule: messenger RNA, 1413 nt
Organism: Anopheles coustani
Lineage: Eukaryota; Metazoa; Arthropoda; Insecta; Diptera; Culicidae
Product: mevalonate kinase
Exons: 1
Coding region: 1-1176 (391 amino acids)
Biological process (GO): isoprenoid biosynthetic process; cholesterol biosynthetic process
Cellular component (GO): cytoplasm
Molecular function (GO): ATP binding; mevalonate kinase activity
Source: RefSeq, a predicted model, not a curated record
AUGGCGCUUGAUUUUGAAGUGUCCGCACCGGGAAAGGUGAUUCUACACGGUGAACAUUCCGUCAUUUACGGGUUUCCGGCCGUCGCUGGCCCGAUCGGGUUGCGCACCAACCUUCGCUGUUCGCCACAAUCCGAUCCGGUGGUGACCUUCGAGUUCCGUUCGAUUCCAUUCACCAGCAGCCUGACGUUGGGUGCCUUCAACGAGUUCCUCGCCGAGUUUGAUUGCUCCGAAACACUUCUACCGGAACAGUUUCUCCAACAGAUGCGUGCCCCCGAGGGCCCGUUUCCUUUUGCACGCUUCGUCCGCACGCAGCCUUCGUCUGCGGAGGGUGCGAAGGAACGAUUUUCGCUCGGUGUCGCACUUUACAUAGUGAAUCGUGUGCUGCGUGCGGAGGGCGUUCAAUCGAUCGACACUUCGGGAGGGUUUACGCUAUCGAUCGGUUCGGCAAUGAGUAUCGGGGCGGGUUUGGGAAGUUCCGCCAGCUUCGGGGUGUGCCUUGGCGCCGGUGCGUAUGCCCUGGCGCAAAUGCUCCAGCGUAAGCCGGUCAACUUCGACGACGCCGUACGUGAGAAAGUGUCCGGCUGGGCAUUCGAUUCCGAGGUGAUCAUGCACGGGAAACCGUCCGGCAUCGACAACACGAUCGCGACGUAUGGCAAGCUGAUCCGAUUCCGUCGAGGUGAUCCCGCACACCAAACCGUUGCCCUGCGCCACCCGGUGCACAUUCUCAUCGUCGACACGGGCGUUAGCCGCAGCACGGCCAAGUUGGUCGCCAUCAAUGCCGAACGACGCGCACUUUACCCCCGCACCGUUGGCCCCAUCCUGGAGGCUAUGGGAGGGCUGGUCGAGGAAGCGAUCGGUUGGUACGAAUCGGACCAAGAACCCGCUACCGUGUACGAGCGGCUUGGAACACUUGUGGCCAUCAACAACAAUCUGCUCCGCUCGCUUGGUGCCAGCCAUCCGGCGCUGGAGCAAAUCUUUGCCCUCGCCGAGCAACACGGAUACGCGAGCAAACUGACCGGAGCCGGCGGGGGUGGUUGCGCGUUCAUCCUGCUUCCCGCGAACUACCGGGAGCAAGAGUCGUUCCGGCUGCUGGACCAAGCGCUCCGGGAUGCCGGUUUCAACACGAUCGAAACCACGAUCGCCGAUGGGCAGGGCGUGUCUUUCCAGGCCAAAUAGUCUUUGAUGAGAAUCUUGCAGCAAACAAAUGACAGUGUUUCGGUGACGGGUAGCUUAAAGAUAAGGACGGAUUAGAGGAAUGUUCUCGAAACUCAAGUAAAACGCGCACAAUGACUAUUCCUUUUCUUGGUGAUAUGAAAAUGUGCAUUCUUUUUUUUUGCAUAAUUUUUAACGAACUCUGAUGAUUCGUUUUGGUUGGUUCAAAUAAAGUAUACGAACAUUUUCUUACUGAAACGA